UUUUUUGAAACAACUGGGGAUGAGGAUUGAGAAAAGCGCUGAGAAACUGCGAGAGAGAAGUGAGUUCAACGCGUGUGUGGGGUUUUAACGGCAAAACCGAAAAACGCUGCUCUCUUAUUAUUAACAACGCUCCAAGCACACUGAGUGGCUGUGAAUGAGCACAAAGCUAAGCUCUGGGUGACGAUCUUCCCUAUGCUCCCUCUCUCAUAAUAACCUCCUCUCUCUCUCUCUCACUCUCCUCCUCUCAAUUUCCAUAGCAGAGGAAAUUGUACUACCUUCCGCCGAUCGUUUCCUCAGAUCUCCUUUUUAUAUCGGUGUUGCUCUCGAUUGCUGCUGCUUCAUUCAAUUUCUUAGGUAUUGUUCGUUGAGGUACUUCAAGUUACCCGACCCGAUUUGAGUUAAUUCAGGUGGAACAAUGUCUUCCAUGACCCAAACUCCAGCAUCGUUCACUGGGAAUUUGGCUCCAAAACCUACUGCUUCUGAUCUUCUCAGGAGCUCAAGUAAUGGUGUCUCUGGUGUACCCCUUAAAGCCCUUGGAAGAGCUCAACUAGGAGCAAGGAUGAGAAACUUCAGUAUAACAGCGAGGGUUAGGAAAGUGAAAAAGCACGAGUAUCCAUGGCCAGAAGAUCCUGACCUCAAUGUGAAGGGUGGAGUCCUUAGUCACCUCUCACCUUUCAAGCCUUUGAAAGAGAAGCCAAAGCCAGUUACUUUGGAUUUUGAGAAACCACUCAUGGAUCUGCAGAAAAAAAUAAUUGAUGUGCAAAAGAUGGCAAAUGAAACUGGUCUGGAUUUCAGUGAUCAGAUUAUCUCACUAGAGAAUAAAUAUCAACAGGCUCUGAAAGAUCUAUAUACACAUUUGACUCCCAUUCAACGUGUAAACAUCGCACGACAUCCAAACAGGCCGACAUUUCUUGAUCAUGUCUUCAACAUUACUGAGAAGUUUGUGGAGCUCCAUGGUGAUCGAGCUGGAUAUGAUGAUCCUGCUGUUGUUACUGGACUUGGUACAAUAAAUGGGAGAAGCUACAUGUUCAUGGGCCAUCAAAAGGGCAGGAACACGAAAGAGAAUAUCAAACGGAACUUUGGGAUGCCCACUCCUCAUGGUUACAGGAAGGCACUACGAAUGAUGUAUUAUGCAGAUCAUCAUGGAUUUCCAAUUAUCACUUUCAUUGACACUCCAGGGGCAUAUGCAGAUCUGAAGUCUGAGGAACUGGGCCAAGGGGAAGCUAUCGCUCAGAAUUUGAGGACUAUGUUUGGUCUGAAAGUACCAAUUGUUUCCAUUGUUAUGGGCGAAGGUGGCUCUGGUGGAGCUCUGGCUAUUGGUUGUGCUAACAAGUUGUUAAUGCUUGAAAAUGCAGUCUUCUAUGUUGCAAGCCCUGAAGCAUGUGCCGCAAUCUUGUGGAAGAGUGCAAAAGCUUCUCCAAAGGCUGCUGAGAAGCUAAAAAUAACAGCAAAAGAGCUGACUAAGCUACAAAUUGCUGAUGGUAUCAUCCCGGAACCUCUUGGUGGCGCGCAUGCAGAUCCAUAUUGGACUUCACAACAGAUAAAAACUGCAAUUCUUGAAUCAAUGGAUGAACUUGUCAAGAUGGAUACUGAAACCCUUUUAAAACAUAGGGCUCAAAAGUUCCGGAAACUUGGUGGAUUCCAGGAGGGAGUUCCAAUUGAUCCCAAAAGGAAAGUCAAUAUGAAAAAGAAGGACAAAUCCAUAGUUCCAAUCAGCAAGACUUCAGAAUCAGAGUUGCGGGAUGAGGUUGAAAAACUGAAAACGCAGAUAUUGGAAGCCAGUAAAUCAUCAGUAGAGCACCCAGGGACAGGAUUAAAGGAAAUGAUGGAGAAACUGAAAAGAGAGAUUGACUAUGAAUAUGAUGAGGCUGCAAAAGCUCUAGGUAUGCAGGACAAAAUUUUGAUGCUGCGGGAAGAAGUGGCAAAAGCAAGAAAUCAUAAUGACCAGCUUGCACAUCCUGCUCUGAAGGAAAAGAUUGAUCACCUGAAGGAUGAAUUUGACAAGAAUCUUCCCUCAGCUCCCAAUUACCCCAAUCUGAAAUAUAAGCUUGGUAUGCUGAAAGAACUAUCCAAAGCUUCGAAUCUCACUAAGAAGAGCACCACGAGAGAUGAAUUGAAACUUGAAAUUAAUAAGAGGUUCAGUGAGUUCAUGGAUCGGCCUGAUGUAAAACAAAAGAUUGAGACACUGAAGGCUGAAAUUGCUAGCUCAGGGGUGUCAAAUAUUGAUUCAAAGCCAGAGCUAAAGGAAAAGGUUUCGCAGAUGAGUGGAGAACUAGAGUCAGAAUUUAAGGCUGUUCUUAACUCUAUGGGUCUGCAAGUGGUCCCUUCAGACUCGGAAGCUUUGGCAAAAAUAAAUGCCUUCGAUGAAGAAGUUAAUAUGACUAUAGAUGAUCUUGUCAAUUCAUCGUAUUUGAAAGAAAGGAUUGAGCUGCUAAAGACGGAAGUCGAAAAAGCUGGAAGUAGACCAGAUGAAGACUCAAAAAGUAAGAUUCAGGUUUUGCAGGCUGAAAUCAAGCAAGCAAUUACAGAGGCCAUAAGUUUUCCAGAAUUAAAAGAAAAGUAUGAAAGGCUGGCAGCAGAGAUAUUAGAAACCACCAAACCUUCAGUAGGAUCAAAUGGAAGUUCUGGUGACGAAAAUACAGAAGAUUCACAAGUCAAUGUCAAUCUGGAAGCUAACCGCAGCUUUGUUUGAUAAGAAGAUUGUGGGAGAACCUGCUGCUUACUAGUAUUCAGUAAUAGCUUCGCCUGGAGACGACAGGAUUCUGACUUUGCAAGACAUGAACUUGCCAUCAGAGUUUUGCUUGUUCAGCUUGAUUCCCGUUUCUCAGCUAUAACCCGUGGUUGACAUGGCUUCAGUGUUUCGACCCUCUAAAUUAUGUCAUUUUAGCUCAGUUGAUUGGCUGAGUUUCCAGCUGAUAGAGAUAGAACAUUGUAUAAAUCACUUGGGUUUCAAAAAGAAUCAAGCCUAUGUCGUGAGUUCGUAAGUACUUAAUGUGAGUUGAAUUUUCAUACAAUUAGAGUGAAUGGAUUAUAUAGAAUGCGUUUCAAAAACCUUUAAUAAUCUGUAUGGAAGUCUGUAACUUCAAAUUAAAGCUCAAGCUAUUUCGGAAUUAGAUAUGCCUACUUUGCUUGCUUGCA
Sesamum indicum (sesame) is the source of this 3138-nucleotide messenger RNA. Its product is annotated as acetyl-coenzyme A carboxylase carboxyl transferase subunit alpha, chloroplastic. Gene Ontology annotation, molecular function: carboxyl- or carbamoyltransferase activity; acetyl-CoA carboxylase activity. NCBI's taxonomy places the organism in Eukaryota, Viridiplantae, Streptophyta, Magnoliopsida, Lamiales, Pedaliaceae. The record is from RefSeq and is a predicted model, not a curated record. Gene Ontology annotation, biological process: fatty acid biosynthetic process. Gene Ontology annotation, cellular component: acetyl-CoA carboxylase complex.